AUGGAACAAACAAAACCACAACGACGAACAAUUAUUUUUGAUUAUUGGAAUAUUAACAAGAAAAAAAAAUUAAUAGAAGAGUCAAAGAUUUCAUCAAAAAAAUCUGUUACACUUAUUGAAGAUUUUUCUAAUGAAAUUUUUUAUGAAAUAUUUAAUUAUCUCGAUGUUUAUUAUGUAUAUAAAGCAUUUUACAAUCUUAAUAUACGUUUACAAAAUCUUCUUACAAAUUCAACACUUCCUUUAAAAAUCAAUAUUUCAUCUAUGUCAAAAUCAAUUUUUCAAAGUUAUAAUAGACAUAUUAUUAUGCCUAAUAAACAUCGAAUUAUAUCAUUAUAUUUAUCGAAUUCAUUUAUUGUUGAUAUUAUUUUUUCUCCAGUACGUAUUGCAUCAAAUUUUACUCGAUUAGAAACACUUAUUUUUGAUAAUAUUAAAUCAAAAUAUCUUAUUAAUAUUCUCAAUCAUUUAGUUUCUUUACCUAAUCUAUCAUCAUUAAUUAUGAUUCCUAUUGAUUGUUGUCGAAAUCCAAAUGAAAUUUAUCAACAUAUAUUUCGUUUACCAGUAUUGAAAUAUUGUAAAAUAUCAUUGAAAGAAUAUUCAGAUUAUUAUUCAUUACCUAUUGCAACAAAUGUAAUAAGUUCUAUUGAACAUCUUGUUAUUACUCAUCGAUUUUAUCUUACUAAUUUUAAUGCUUUAUUAUCAUAUAUUCCUAAAAUUCGUCGUUUAACAUUUCAUUAUCUUGAUGGAAGUCAUAACAAACAAUUAGAAUUAUUUUCAUGUUAUUCUAAACAUUUAACAUAUGUUUCUAUUAAUAUGAAAGAUAUUAAUUUUGAUAAAUUUGAAUUAAUGAUUAAAAAUUUAUUUCAUCAACUUCAAAUUUUACAUAUCACAACACAUUAUGAUAGAACAUAUUUCGAUGCAAAUCGAUGGGAACAAAUAAUAUUAUCUUCUAUGCCUGAUUUACGUAUAUUCGAUUUUCAAUAUAUUAAUUUUAUAGAAAAUAAUAAUAAUAAUCAAUUGAUAUAUAAUUCUAUAGUUAAUCAAUUUUGUUCUUCAUUUUGGUUCCAACGAAAAUGGUUCUUUGGAUAUCAAUUUUACAUGGAAGAAUAUCAAAAAUACGUCAUUUUCUAUUCAAUAAAUCCGUAUAGAAGAAAACAAUACACAUUGUAUAAACAAUUGACCGAAAAUUUCCGUUCACGUCAUCCAACAAGUCAUAUAAAUUCUGUGGAUCAUGUUAAUAUCCAAGAUGAAGAAGCAAUAAUGAAUUGUGUAAAUUAUUUUCGAAAUGCUACGAAACUUACUCUUUCGCAUAAUUUUGCUGAAAGUCGUGUAUGGCUUCGGAUUAUUCUCAAACGUAUUAUUCCUCUAAAACAGUUGACUACAUUAACCAUUGAUUGUGACACUUUCUCUUUUGAUCAAUUGAUUAAAUUAUUACAUUUUACUCCUAAUAUUCAUACAUUGACAUUCAAUUCUCAAUCAAUUACCGAAUCAAAUUCUAUCUUAAUUCAACAAAGUGAAACGUUUCGAUUAGUAUCGAAUACAAAUAAAAUUACAAAUGUGACUAUAAAAGAAAAAUAUUCAUUUGAAAAUAUCAAACUAUUUGUUGCUUUGUGUCCUCAAAUGCAAAAUCUUACAAUCGAUAUUUAUACACAACAUCUUGAAUCAAUCAUACGAUUUAUACUAUUAAAAACUAAAAUCAAUAUUCAACAUUUAUGUUCAAUAUAUAUAAAAAAUACACGUAAAUCAAUGAUUGGAAUAUUGAAAACUCUUAUUGAAUCAGAAGAAUUACUUGAUAAUUAUUUGAUUAAAUCAAUUGAUUCUCAAUUAUAUCUUUGGUGGUAG
Messenger RNA from Rotaria sordida, 1839 nucleotides. The record is from the annotation of a GenBank genome assembly. Lineage: Eukaryota; Metazoa; Rotifera; Eurotatoria; Philodinida; Philodinidae.